Messenger RNA from Effrenium voratum, 1358 nucleotides. The record is from the annotation of a GenBank genome assembly. NCBI's taxonomy places the organism in Eukaryota, Dinophyceae, Suessiales, Symbiodiniaceae.
CAGCCCCUCUCAGAGUCGGCCAAAGGUCUCUCAAAAGAACGCGCUAUGGCGACUGCUGCUUUGCUUCUGGCGCUUGCUGGCCCGGCACUUGCUGCCCCUGGAUCUUUCAGCAAGCUGAAUCCUGGGCUGAAGGCCGAGCUCCAGCUGCAGGCGAACAGCUCCUGGCACCUGGGCGGCUUCUGCUUUGGGUAUGGCCAUGAUGGCAGUGAGGUGGGGCAGCUGGACGUGCACGUUCGUUGGCAAGGCCGCAAGGCUUUGGGGGAGAGCCCGGUGUAUUUGGCCGGCUUCCAGGGCAAGGAUUGGGAGACCGCCGAGGAGAGAUGGGCAUCCCUCUCAUGCCAAGAGAAGAUGGCGCUUGCUUCUGACACCAGACAUCUUGGUGCCCUGCACCCAGAUCUCGUACUUCUGGUUUCCGGUUCGCAUCGUGCACGGCCAGAAGAGGGACUGGCACUUUGCUCUCCUGUCCUGCGGUGACGUGGAGCAGGCGAAUCUGGAACUGACGGUGGAGGCCACCGAAGGGGCGCUCUCCGUUUUUCAGGCCAGCACCAGCUUCGACGAGAGUAGCUGUCCAGUGGCCCCGAGCUGGUUGGAGAAAGCCAGCUCUGAGACCGUCUUCUGGGGGCUCAUGGUGGGUGUGGCGCUGUGCGGCUCCUGCUGCGUUCUGCUUGUGCUGCUGGGCGGCGCGUGGCGCAGCCGCCAAAAGCCUUCGAUGAAGUGGCAGCAAGACUCGGAGCUCGUGAUUGGCAAGCCCUGCAGCGAUGCGCCGCAUGCCGACGUGGUGGAGGGAAAGACCAAGAAGUCAGACGACCUCGUGAAGGACGCAAGCGCGCCGCGUUCACCCUUGAGCGCGCCUGCGCAGCCAGAGGAGGUGGAUGAGACUAUGCCAGUUUGAGCAUGGAGGCGAAACGGCACUGAGGGAAGAUGGCAUCCCCUCAGCUUGCGCUCAAUCUCCCUAUGGCGUGCGUCCAGGUGAGUGGUGACUCUCCCAGGUAAUACUGGGACGGCUCAAGCCGUUUUGUGUAAAACCUCAGGUUUUUUUUUUGACUGCGUUGGUGGCCCCUUUUUCUACUCUCGGCCACCAAAGCAGUCAUCGGCCCAUUUUGGCCCUGUCCAUUUUUGGAGCAACGGCAAAAUGUCGUUGGCCAGCCCAGGCUUCUUGGCAUGUAUAGUUUUCAAGCGCCCGGCUGCAUGAUUUUCUGAGCCAACAGCUGAUGCUGCAAAGAUGUUGCUCCAUAGAUUAGGCAACAUCCAAGUACAGCAGGCUGUAAGGUUGAUCUUUGGCGCUGCGUCGCAGCCAUAAUCUUUGGAUUCGCAUGGAAUCCUAGACUCCUCAGACCCUUCUGCUCCCGCAGGAAUGG